CACAAGUGCAGAAGAGUUGGAUCAUCCUGAACAUUCGUGGGAGCUAAAAACAAAAUAUAACUGUGACCACUGCAGGAUUUAAGAAACAUUUCCUGGCACCAUGAACAUCCCUGAUCCCAUCACAUUGGUUAUAUCUAUUAUUUUAUGCCUUUUUGUUGCCCUAUUUUUAUAUGGACGAAAAAGAAAUGUGCAUUAUAAUCUGCCGCCUGGACCAAGACCAUUACCAAUCAUUGGAAAUCUGCACAUUCUAGACCUGAAGAAACCACAUCAUACAUUUCAUCAGCUCUCUAAGAAGUAUGGACCAGUGUACACAAUAAAACUAGGAGAAGAGAAAGUUGUUGUGCUUUGCGGAUACGAUGCAGUGAAGGAAGCCCUUGUCAAUCAUGCUGAGGAAUUUUCUGGAAGACCAAAGGUGCCACUUUUUCAUGAAAUAAUAAAAGGACAUGGAGUUAUUUUUGCUUAUGAUGAAAACUGGAAAAUGAUGAGACGGUUCACUCUGUCAGCACUAAGAGAUUUCGGAAUGGGGAAAGGAGCUAUUGAAAGAAAGAUUUCUGAAGAAAGUGAUUUUCUAGUAAAGAGGAUCAGAUGCUACAAAGGUUGGUGAAUGGUUCUUUCAUACGUUGUUGUAGCCCGCCGCUGUCUACUGCUCCCCCACUAUACCAUCUUUGCCUCCCGUGGUAUGCACCUGCACUUUCUGCAAUAAAGAGCUAUCUUUGCUGAAUCCUCACGGGUCCUGGGUGAGUUGCUCCCGUCUCUUUCUUCUUAAAUUGUAUUUACAUGCUGGACUUUACCUUUUGUAUGAGCACCAACCGCACCAGGACACACACCUCCUAGCGCUUUCAUUAUACAAGGUGUUGCCGCACCUGUUUACCCGUCCAUGCUAU
This is a messenger RNA of Hyla sarda, 884 nucleotides long. Its product is annotated as cytochrome P450 2H2-like. NCBI's taxonomy places the organism in Eukaryota, Metazoa, Chordata, Amphibia, Anura, Hylidae. Bases 101 to 604 code for a protein of 167 amino acids. The transcript is spliced from 4 exons. Gene Ontology annotation, molecular function: heme binding; iron ion binding; oxidoreductase activity, acting on paired donors, with incorporation or reduction of molecular oxygen, reduced flavin or flavoprotein as one donor, and incorporation of one atom of oxygen. The record is from RefSeq and is a predicted model, not a curated record. Gene Ontology annotation, cellular component: cytoplasm; intracellular membrane-bounded organelle. Gene Ontology annotation, biological process: xenobiotic metabolic process.